CUUACCCAGCAACCGUGUAGGAGUAUUAAUUAAUUCCUUCAAUUUCAAAGAAGUUUCCAAGUUCCAACACACUCAAAUUCAUUCAGCCAUGCCUGAAUCACAAACCCACCUCCUCGCCUAUCCCUUCCCAUCUUCCGGCUACGUCAUCCUCCUCCACGGCUGCGCCAUCCUUUCCUCCUUCUUCCAUCUUCUCUUCUGACUAAAAAAGAUUCAAUCUACCUUCUCUCUUAUUCCUGUUUUUGAGUUUGUCAAUUUAUGUUUUUGCCCUUCUACCAAUUAAAAAACUAAAUCCAUCAUCUAAUUCUAAUCUUUGGGAUGCCUCUAAUAAUAACCAACAAAUGGCAAAUGCUUAUCUUGUGUACGUAGAUCCUAAUUUAACGAAGUCCCUGGAUCAUGCAAAGCACAUUGUUGGUUGUUGAGAUCAAUUUGAUCAAAGAAAUUCUUCCUAUCAUAUCAUUCUGUAGUUAAUUAACUUAUAUAAGUAAGACAAUAGAAAGAAUUUUGAGAUUUAGAGAAAUAAACAUGUCUUGAAAAUCGGUCUCCUUCCAAUCUGUUCAAGAAAAUGGAGAGAAAUGAAGAUGUGGAGAUUGUGAUCGUGGGAGGUGGUAUAUGUGGCCUUGCAACAGCCCUCGCCCUUCACAGGAAGAGCAUUAAAAGUUUGGUGUUAGAAAGAUCAGACAAGUUGCGAGCUACAGGAGCAGCCAUUAUUGUGCAGGCAAAUGGGUGGCGUGCUCUUGAUCAGCUAGGUGUUGGUUCAAUUCUUAGACAAACGGCCAUUCCAAUUAAAGGGGGGAAAUUUAUAACGCUUAAUGAGGCUGAGUCAAAGGAAAUACCAUUUGGGGUUCCUCACGAAUUUCGUUGUUUGAAGCGUACUGAUCUGAUGGAAGCCAUGGCCAAUAGUUUACCGGAGGGAACUAUACGUACCAGUUGUCAAGUACUUUCCGUUGAAUUGGAUCCAGUAACACAUGAUCAAAAACUUUUGCUAAGCAAUGGAACCAUCCUUCAUGCCAAUGUUGUUAUUGGAUGUGAUGGCGUGAAUACUUGCAUUGCAAACAUGGUUGGAUUACAACGGUCUAAUUUCUUGCCCUUCUUGACAUGCGUGGCGCGAGGCUUCACAAAUUAUCCAAAUGGUCAUCAAUUUGGUAGUGAGUUUGUUAUGAUGGUCAGAGGUCAUGUCCAACUUGGAACAAUCCCAGUGACGGAAAAGCUUGUUUACUGGUUUUUAACAAGGCCAAAAACUUCUCAAGAUUCAAUAAUUUCAAAUAACACAAGUCUUAUUAGACAAUCUUUGAUGGAAUCAAUGAAGGGUUUCCCAACACACGCAAUGGAUAUGAUACAAAAUUGCAUGUUGAACUUCUUGCAUCUCACUGACUUGAAGUAUCGUCCACCAUGGGACUUGAUUCUUAGCCACUUCCGGAAAGGCACAAUAACCAUUGCUGGCGAUGCACUGCAUGCUACAGGCCCAUUCAUUGCACAAGGUGGCUCAGCUUCCAUAGAAGAUGCAAUUGUUCUUGCUAGAUGCUUGGCCCAAAAGAUGCAUAGUGCUAAGAACAACGCGAUAAGAAAGAGAGAUGUAGAGGAAGCAUUUCAUCAAUAUGCUAAAGAAAGGAAGAUGAGAAUCUUUUGGAUCUCUUUGCAUAGUUUUCUUAUUGGGAAAAAGCUUGAUGCACAAUCAUUCAUAAUGAAAUCGAUUAUCAUUGCACUCAUGGUGAUUCUGUUUAGAGACCCAGAUUGGCAUACCCGCUAUGAUUGUGGGACUCUAUAGGGAAAAUGAAUGGGUAUAAUGUAUUAAUACUCAUGAUUUGAAAUAAUAUCAUUAAUUUCAGUUA
Lotus japonicus is the source of this 1829-nucleotide messenger RNA. RefSeq names its product monooxygenase 1-like. Gene Ontology annotation, molecular function: FAD binding. The transcript has 6 exons. The record is from RefSeq and is a predicted model, not a curated record. Bases 563 to 1765 code for a protein of 400 amino acids. NCBI's taxonomy places the organism in Eukaryota, Viridiplantae, Streptophyta, Magnoliopsida, Fabales, Fabaceae.